This is a messenger RNA of Venustampulla echinocandica, 1581 nucleotides long. RefSeq lists its product as uncharacterized. Lineage: Eukaryota; Fungi; Ascomycota; Leotiomycetes; Helotiales; Pleuroascaceae. Gene Ontology annotation, cellular component: cytoplasm. Gene Ontology annotation, biological process: autophagy; peptidyl-serine phosphorylation. Bases 1 to 1581 code for a protein of 526 amino acids. The record is from RefSeq and is a predicted model, not a curated record. Gene Ontology annotation, molecular function: protein binding; ATP binding; protein serine/threonine kinase activity. The transcript has 3 exons.
AUGGGCGAUUCGGACUCAUGGGUUUCCACCGAGCCUUCAACACGUGUAAGGGUUGAAAAGGAGCGGGAGGAAGCGGAGGGUGAGACUAGAUCAGUAAAUGGACCUACUUCUGGGGCGGUGUUGGCAAAGCAGCUUGAAGCAGAGGGGACAUUUGCAAGGCUUGUCCCGCAAAAUCAAUAUGCCCGACAAGCGUUUCAGAGGCUAGCUGCGGCUACUGAGCAAGAGGAACCACUGUUCCAACACUGUAAACAGUUCCUGCAUUUCGGUGAUGAAGAAGAUGUUGAACCCUCUGAUCGGGAAGACGGCUUUGUUUUAUCACUGGGUAUCUUACCUGAGUUCCCUGCCAUUGGCUGGAGGAUAGGUAGAGGGAGAGCGGCCCGGCCAAAUCUCGCUGUUGACAUCUUAAUCCACGAAGGCGAAGGGGUCGCUGGAGUCCAUGCGCGUCUAUGCUGGGUGAAAGGUGGUGGUGGCUUUUUCCUUAUUGCAGACAAUCUUCGGGGCAUGCCUGUGUGGUUGAAUGGAGAGACGCUCCGACAAACACAAAGGUUGAUUCCAUAUCGGAACUCGAUUUCGCUAGGGGAGUGUAAUUUUAGUGUCCGAUUUCAAACGCGGUCGAAAGACCAGGAGGAACAGUUCCAAGUAGAACUUUCCGCAUAUUACUCGAAAGUGCUCCUGGAGAAUGCGCCAUUACUCCUCCCCACUCCUUCAGGCAAUGAAGUCACAGUUGGCAAUUGGAUAGUCCGGAAUCCUAUCGCAAGCGGCGGUUUUGGGCGAGUGUCUGUCGUUACACAUAUGUAUACUGGGCAACCCGCUGCUGCUAAGGAACUCUGGAGAACUCCUAGAAACUACUAUAGCGUUGAUCGCGAAGUUUCGAUAGUGAAACGCCUUAAACAUUUCAAACAUAAGAGGCUCGGUAUACCUUUUGAGGCCCGCAUCGCAGGUUUACUUGACAGAACUUGGACACCGGGACAGACUGACGCGAUUGAUCUCUACAUCCUGUACAGUCCUCUGUCAACAAGCAACUUUCUGGCGCUCUACAAAUCAAAGGCCUCUCAAGAGAUUCGGACGCAUUUAUUUGCACAGGUGCUAGAAGGAAUUGCGUUUCUCCACGACAAUAAUAUUACACAUCGUGAUAUAAAACCGGCCAAUCUCACGGUGAGGUCAUACGACCCUCCAGAUGCCCAAAUCAUCGAUUUUGGCUGCGCGACGGCAGAAUCAAAAACCUUAUACGACAGGCCCGGCACAAUCCCGUAUCUUGCACCAGAACAACGGGAUGGCCAAUACCACGACAAGAGCGUGGACUAUUGGGCUUGUGCAUUAGUAGCGACUGAGCUUUUAGGCUUCAAGCGAAAUAAUGAUAGGUUAGACGGCAAAGGGCUUGAAGCCAUUCAGCAAUGGCUGGAUGGGCAAAUGGCUCACCCCCUAGCCAAAUGCGCUAAGGAUAUGCUGAAAGUCGAGCCUAAGGAGCGAAUGAUAGCAGCUGAUGUUCUCCGAAACCAUCUGUCAACAUUCCAAGGGGGUCUAGCGAAGGGUCGCAAGCGGAUAAUUGAUGAGAUUAAUGACAACACCGACACACUUUGA